AUGGCGACGCUCCGGCGAGCCGUGAGCACCGUCCGCAUACCUUAUCCGAUACCACUCCCCACCGCGGCGCGGCUCGCACAGGCACAGCCGAUGCUCCCGAGGAGGGCCAUCAUAGCGCCCACGCUCGCCGCCGCACUCGCGCUGGCUGCCAUGUGGCGUCCGGGCCGCCUCCUCGCGGGCUCCGUCGAUGACCUCGCGCACGUGCCCGUCUCGGGGAGGGAGCGGGGCGGGUACUUGAAUAUGCAGCAGGGGCCCCGCUCCAAGUACAACAAGCCCAGACUACCCAGUCCCACUCCCAGCAGCCGUGACGCCACCACAGCAGCCGCGGGCGCUGCGUUUCCGGGGAGAGAAAUGGCCGCCAGCGCCGCCGACGCCGGCGCGGGGCUCAGGUCGGAGUUCCUCCAGGUCCUGCUCAGCCGCCGCCGCGAUCUCCAAGUGCCUCUCUCGGUGGAGAAAGGGAGUCCAGUGAAGAACCCGUUGUACCAAAAGCCUCUGUCGCCCAAUGAGGCAAAUCCGAUGAAGUCGUGCCCCAGUAAAGAAGUGGAGAACUUCAAGGAGAAGCUGGUUGAAGAAAAUUUCUACUUAAUCACUGAGCUAGGUGAACAAGGACGAGUACCUGUACUUCUGCUGAAACUUAAUGACCCUGUCCCUAAAAGAAAACCAGCUAUUGUAUUCUUGCACAGCUCUUACAAAUGCAAAGAAUGGCUGCGCCCUCUGCUUGAGGGAUAUGCCUCCAGGGGUUACAUUUGUGUUGCUAUUGACUCUCGCUAUCAUGGUGAAAGGGCCAGCAAUGAAACCACUUAUAUAGAUGCACUGAAAUCGGCUUGGCGGAAUGGGGAUACAAUGCCUUUUAUUUUUGACACGGUGUGGGACUUGAUAAAGCUUGGAGACCACCUUAGUGAGAGGGAGGACAUCGAUCCCUGUAGGAUUGGGAUUACUGGUGAAUCGCUUGGAGGAAUGCACGCAUGGUUUGCUGCUUUUGUGGACACACGGUAUAGUGUCAUUGUUCCUAUAAUCGGUGUUCAGGGAUUUCGGUGGGCCAUUGAUAACAACAAGUGGCAAGCUAGGGUGAAUAGCAUAAAACCUUUAUUUGAAGAAGCAAGAAUUGACUUAGGAAAGAGUGAAAUAGAUACACAAGUUGUUGAAAAGGUUUGGGAAAAGAUAGCACCAGGUCUGGACUCGCAAUUUGAUGCCCCCUAUUCACUUCCUUUGCUUGAACCACGGCCGCUGCUCCUUCUAAAUGGCGCUGAAGACCGUCGCUGCCCAAUAGGUGGUUUAGAAGAAGCUACUUCAAGAGCUGCUAAGGCUUAUGAAGAAUCUGGUUCUGCGGAGAAGUUCAUGUUCAUUGCAGAGCCUGGGAUCGGCCAUCGAAUGACAAUCGACAUGGUGAAGGCAGCAAGCGAAUGGUUUGGGAAAAAAGCACCAGAUCUGGACUCGCAAUUUGAUGCCCCAUAUUCACUUCCUUUGCUUGCACCACGGCCGCUGUUCCUUCUACAUGGUGUUGAAGACCCUCUUUGCUCAAUAGGUGGUUUAGAAGAAGCUAUUUCAAGAGCCGCUAAGGUCUCUUCCUGCUUUUUUUAA
Miscanthus lutarioriparius is the source of this 1581-nucleotide messenger RNA. NCBI's taxonomy places the organism in Eukaryota, Viridiplantae, Streptophyta, Magnoliopsida, Poales, Poaceae. The record is from the annotation of a GenBank genome assembly.